CUUUAAAACUUUUUAUCUUUUUUUAAAUGAAUUUGGCAGUUCUGAAAAAACAUUGCAUUUUAAAAAAUGUCUUCCCCAAGCAAGAGAAGGGAUAUGGAUGUCAUGAAAUUAAUGAUGAAUGAUUACACCGUGGAGACAAAAGAUGAUGAAAUCAACAACUUUGUUGUGGAAUUCCAUGGUCCAAAAGAAAGCCUUUAUGAAGGCGGGGUUUGGAAAGUCCGCGUGGAACUCCCAGAUGCUUAUCCUUAUAAGUCUCCUUCCAUUGGAUUUAUCAACAAAAUAUAUCACCCAAAUGUUGAUGAACUGUCAGGUUCUGUGUGCUUGGAUGUCAUCAACCAGACAUGGAGUCCAAUGUUUGAUCUGUUAAAUAUAUUUGAGGUUUUCCUUCCACAGCUCUUACUUUACCCAAACCCAUCAGAUCCCUUAAAUGGUGAUGCAGCAUCACUGAUGAUGAAAGACAAGAAGCAAUACGACCAAAAAGUUAAAGGAAGAAAUGAGAAGUGUACAAUGGUGUUUCCUUGUGAUGCCAGAGUGGAUAGGGCUACCCAGGUAGGUAAAAGGGAGCUUUCUGUGUGGCAUGGUCAGGAGUUGUUCCAGCUUCCUAAUUCUCAUAGUAUUAAACUUCUUCCCAACCAUGAAGCUGCUCUUAGAGGAGUUAAUAGUCUGACCAGAGACCUGUUGAUAUUUGGCCAAGAAUGUCUUCAAAUUGGAAAUAGAUCUGAGCUGAGCAUUGGUGAAGAUAAUGAGGUCAUCCUCAUAAGCCAAGUGGGUGACAGGGAUGCUGUUUCUGCCACAGUUGAAUCUACCCAAAGAACCAGAUCUUUCUCAAAGUUAAUCUCAGCUGAAGAGGCCUCAUCUUCAGCUUCUUUCACCAGGGGCUGGAAUAUCCCUUUUCGCCGGUUGUGUGACCGGUUUACAAGUCAGAUGGUUGUGACCCAGUUUCCAGCAAGAAUUACAGAUAAGAGAGGGGUCUUCAUAGAAACCCUGGAAGAAGAGAUCAGCAUCAGCAUGUUUGACAUGAAUGCGUUGGUGGAGAGUCCUGGAAACGUCAAGUUCCACACAAACCCUAACAUACUUGGGUCUGGUGAAGUUGAGCGUAGCAUUGUCAACCUUUAAAGGGGUCCCCAAUAUGGAGGCAAUACUGAAAAGAGCAGCUUAUUCAUGAAGGUGAAUUGGAAGAUGAGGAUUGGAGAUCCAAACCGGAACAAUGGGGGAGUCUUCCUCUUGUGUUAAGGUUGGAGAUCAUUUGGUUACAGACAUGGUAUCCUUACCAAUGGUCCAAACCUUACGAUAAAAGAAUCUCUGGUAG
Cuscuta campestris is the source of this 1309-nucleotide messenger RNA. Lineage: Eukaryota; Viridiplantae; Streptophyta; Magnoliopsida; Solanales; Convolvulaceae. The record is from the annotation of a GenBank genome assembly.